AUGGCUCGAUUUGCUUCGCCAGCAUUAGGCUGCCAACUUCGGCUAGUCGAGGUCGAGAUGGACGCGGCAAAAGAAACAUACGACCCUAGGCAUUUCAAUGAGCCACUGGAGCUGAGCCUAGAAGGGCAAAGGUCACUGGGUUCGGAUUGUGGUGUUCUUUCGCUGCUCAUUACUACUGGCACAAGACAAAUGCUUUCAUUACGACUGAAUGACUUGUUGAGCCAUCCAAGGGGCACUGAAGGAAUGAUAAGCGUCGACAGAGGAAACCAUAGGCUUUGUGUAAAUCUACCAAACCGAAACCAUACCCUCCGUGUAUGGUUUGCUGAGGAGCGAGACUUUCUCAUUUCCGUGUGCAUUCUUCGAAAGUCCGGCUUCAAGAUUGAGGAUAGCAAGAUAAUCCAGCACAGGGGUAUUGGUACUGCCGCUACCAAUACUAGUACUGACCCUAAGUUCGAGCUCGCAAAGGCUAGUAGUGCCAACCAAACAUCCCCGUUUUCUACUACAUCGUUGACCGUGUUAACUGCGCAAGCCAAGUCUUUAUGCCAUGAUGAUCCUCUGUCUUUCCCGAGAAGAAAGCCUUGGGGAGAAAACAUCUUUGACGAGGUACUUGAGAGUUUACAGAGGCUUAGUGAAGACUCCAAAUCACGAAAUGUUGCCGAGGGCGAUCCAUUACUGGAAAGCCUCGGCUCACAUGACUUAUCGUAUCUUAAUCCCUACAAUGCUUUUUCGAUAAAGAGAAAGGCCAUCUUGAACCAGCCAAAUGUUGGAUCCCCGCUCAAGAACAUGGUUGAUCAAGAACAGCAACAUCAAAGCGAAUCUAAGCGUCUGAAAACGACUUACACCGCCCCCGAACCACAACCGCGGCAUAGUCAUCGCUACUUCACACGUUCAUUCUCGUCAUCCAAGUCUGAAGCGCAGAAGAAGACCGAGCUCAGGUUUCCCUCAUCAUCCCUCAAGGUUCAACGGAAUGCCAGCGCGUCUACAGGUGGAAUCUUCUCAGACAGUACGCGCGGCACUUUCUCUGCUAGCUCCGACUCAAGCCCAAUAGCAACCCUCCAGCAGAUCAUGCCACGGCGCAGGAACCUCCCAUUUUCUACGCUUGUCAAGAGUACACACGAAAAGUUGAGACCCGCUAGUCACGCUGCAGAGAUUGACCCUGGUAGAGAAUCAGUGACACCACCCAGAGCGAGAGACAAGACACAACUGAGCAAAGGACGACUGGCUUCUCCGGAGACGACAAUUAUUCUGACACCUCUGGCGAGUCUUGAUAACGUUGAUAAAGAAUCAUGUAAGAUAUUUGACCAGUACGAGAAGGAUAUUGCAAGAGGCCGUGAUCAGGGCCAAAGCGCCGUCUUCUACUUGGAGCGAUUACAUAUCGCCAGAUCAAGCUUUUGGCUCAAUGAGCUGCGGAAAAUCGGCAAGAGCGACGGCGAAACAAUCACGAGCAUCCAGUACGUAGCCAACAGAGCGCAUGCAAUGAACUGA
Molecule: messenger RNA, 1485 nt
Organism: Metarhizium album ARSEF 1941
Lineage: Eukaryota; Fungi; Ascomycota; Sordariomycetes; Hypocreales; Clavicipitaceae
Exons: 2
Coding region: 1-1485 (494 amino acids)
Source: RefSeq, a predicted model, not a curated record